CGGCAAUAUGGAGUAUAGUAAUCUUCUUUCUUUGCUAGUCCGUUCCCCCUGUCGUUACCAUCUCCACUUUAUUUUUUGGACCACCUUGAACUUUACUUUCACUUUCUCCUUCCCCUUCUUCUACUUUUUUUGGGCUUGUUGUCUACUCUUCUCUCAUCCAUUUUCUUCUUCUCGAUACAUAUACUUCCCCUCUGCAGCAAUUGUUUAGGAAAAGGUCCUUUCUUUCGACAACGCCAUACUUGAUAGGGCUCUGUCCUUGCCAUCUUGCGAUUUAUAGUCUUCUCGUUAUUCGGCUCAUUAGACUCGUUCUGUCCACCACCAUAUAUCAAGUCGCGUUCACUCAGUCGACAGAUUAGCGAUAUUCUUUCCAUGAUCUCAAUUCCAAUUCUUUCGCGUGCCUCGAAUUAGUCGCUUUGACACCGUCAUGUCAUGGACGACAAACCCAUUCAGCCAGCGGACGAUGAACUGGCCCCGGACGAGAACCAGACAGAGCACGCAUAUCCAAAUUCAGACCCCGAGUCUGAUUUCGAUACUGAAUCCUUGAACGCUGCAUCCAUAAAGUCCACCCGCUCCUACGCCUCCCUCACCCUCCAACACAUCCAAGAAAAUGGCCGGCGCUACGCCAACGAAGCCUACUUCAUGCCUAACGACGAACCAGAAUUAACCCGCCUCAACAUCGUCCACCAGAUCUACCUAAUACUUCUCGACAACGCUCUGACAGCCGCGCCCCUCCCCCCGUCACCAACUCCAGCACGCAUCCUAGACAUCGGCACCGGCCCAGGCGACUGGGCCAUUGAAAUGAGCGCCGCUUACCCAACAGCCACAAUAAUCGCCUCCGACCUAACAGUCUUCGACUCCGGACUCGGCCACCUCGCCCUCCCAAACGUGGACUUCCAACUCGCCGACGCGCGCACAGAAUGGACAUACCACCAACCAUUCGAUCUAAUCCAUCUCCGCGGGCUAUCAGGCGCAUUCCAAGAUUGGAACGCGAUAUAUGCACAAGCCUUUACGCAUUGCAAACCGGGUGGAUACAUCGAAAUCGCAGACGCCGAUCCAGCGGCAGACACGAUUGCUUUCUCCCCAUUAAACCGCCCCGGUAGUGAAGCCGAAGUACCCGCGCUGCACAAAUACACCGCCGCACUGCGUGCCGCGGCCGAAGCUGCAGGAUACCCGCGCGAUCUGGCACAUCUCAACACGGACGCAUUGGCCGCGUCGGGAUUCGUGGACGUGCGUGUCCUAGAACGGACGAUACCAAUCGGUCUAUGGCCGGAGGACGUCGCGGAGAAAACUCUCGGCAAGAUGACGCUUAUUGCGCUGUUGGAGGGGCUAGAGGGUCAUGCAUUGCGGCCGUUAACUGUGCAUGGGGGGUAUACUGUUGACGGGGUGAGGGAGUUGUGUGAGGCUGUGAGGGGAGAGCUUUUGGGGGUUGAGGGGUUGACGACGAAAGUGAGAAUUGUCACAGGGAGGAAGCCUGUUUCUUUUGCGCAGAAGAGGGUGGAUUUACUCGCGAAGGUUAUGGCGAGGGCGAAAAUUGUACAGGAGGAGGUAGAAAGGGGGGAGGAGGGGGGUGUGAAUAGCUGAGGUAUGGUUGGGGUAUGAUAUAUAGGAGUUUAAAAGAGUUUUAGCGUUUAUGGGGGCUGUACAUAAAAUCGGGAACCAUAAACAGAUUACUAUACCCGUAAGUUGUUACCGAAUCUCAAAAAAAUCUUUGUUGAUC
Penicillium brasilianum is the source of this 1717-nucleotide messenger RNA. NCBI's taxonomy places the organism in Eukaryota, Fungi, Ascomycota, Eurotiomycetes, Eurotiales, Aspergillaceae. The record is from the annotation of a GenBank genome assembly.